CAAAUAUGGCGUCCUAAAAGUGAAAAGUGAAAUUCAAAUACACUGAGAAAACUAUGUAACUAUGAAAAAGAGUAAAUGUCUUUGCAGGUAGUCUCUUGCAACGAUGAGUGGUAGUCGCGGUACAACACGGGUUAGUUUUGUGUGUCAAAGAUGCUCUCAACCAUUACGUCUUGACCAAAGCUCAUUUAGUUCCAUCGACGAUGAAACGCUUUCGGAGCUAACACUCCCUUUGCCUAGUUUACCAGUUGUACCUACUGAUAAGUCAACUGGCAAGGAGACCGAUUCUAAAAAUGAGGUUCAUAUAUCUGAGGUGAAUGACAAUGUCGUUAGGAGGACAAUUACGUCUAAAAGGUCUAUUGAUGGUAAUGGUUUCACACUGAUUGAUGCUCAAAAUGUGCGAUCAGAUAACCUUAGCCAUCGACUUAAGGUGACAAGUCAACUAUUUGAUAUAAUGUCAGCACAAUCAAACAUCGAUCAUCCAUUGUGUGAGGAAUGUACGGACACUCUACUAGAUCUGUUAGACCAUCAACUAAAAGUCACUACAGAUGAACUCAAUGAUUAUAGCAAAGAAUUUUUGGAUAAAGUAGAUAGCAAUAAGGAAGAAGACACAGAGUCAUUGACGAAAGAUUUAGAGAAUUUGAAAUUGGAAGAAUCUCAACUGAUACAGGAAUUGGAAAAUAUUGAGAUUGAACGGUCGAAGGUGAAGCAGUCAAUUGCUAAACAAAAAGAAGAAGCAGAAAGAUUAGACAAGGAAGAAGAGAGAUAUUGGAUACAGUAUAACGAGCAUCACAAGCAACUCUUGGAUUUUCAGGAGGAACAACAAAGUGUUGAUAAUCAGCUUCAUAAUGCACAGAUGCAAUUAGAUAAACUCAAAAAAACGAAUGUCUUCAACAGUACCUUCAAUAUUUGGUACAAAGGACAUUUUGGCACGAUCAAUAAUUUCCGACUUGGGCGACUUCCUAGCGUACCAGUUGAAUGGACUGAAAUAAAUGCUGCUUGGGGACAGACUGUUCUUCUGCUGCAUGCAUUAGCAAGGAAAAUGAAUCUCAAGUUUAAAAAAUAUCGUCUGGUACCUUUUGGAAAUCAUUCAUACCUGGAAAGUCUUGAUGAUAAAUCUAAAGAAUUACCUUUAUAUGCAUCUGGUGGUUUCCGUUUCUUUUGGGAUACAAAGUUUGAUCAUGGCAUGGUGGCAUUUCUUGACUGUCUUCAGCAAUUCAAAGAGGAAGUUGAAAAAGUUGACAAACGUUUCUGUUUGCCAUACAGAAUGGAUGAUGGAAAAAUAUUUGACUCAAGUGGAACUGGUGGAUCAUACUCCAUUAAAAUCCAGUUCAACUCUGAAGAGCACUGGACUAAAGCUUUGAAAUUUAUGCUCACCAAUCUCAAAUGGGGCUUGGCCUGGUUGAACGCGCAAUUUUCCGAGAAAUAGUUCGGGUCGUUAUCACGAAUGCGUAUGGUUGAAUU
Molecule: messenger RNA, 1461 nt
Organism: Dendronephthya gigantea
Lineage: Eukaryota; Metazoa; Cnidaria; Anthozoa; Malacalcyonacea; Nephtheidae
Product: beclin-1-like
Exons: 15
Coding region: 104-1426 (440 amino acids)
Biological process (GO): autophagy; late endosome to vacuole transport; autophagosome assembly
Cellular component (GO): phagophore assembly site; phosphatidylinositol 3-kinase complex, class III, type II; phosphatidylinositol 3-kinase complex, class III, type I
Source: RefSeq, a predicted model, not a curated record